UUAUACGCGCUUUUCCCCAUUUGUUUAUGAAAUUCAGAUUCCUGUUGUUUUUGAAAAAAUAAAAGCAAUUAAAUCAACUGAAAUGUCCGUCUGUAGUGCAGCUGAAGUAGCAGAAAAAAGACGCAUAGCAUUGGAGAAAUUAGCGGCCAAGAAACAACGUUUGGCCAACUCCGUCGCAACAGAACCCAAAGUGGGACCCACUACGCAAAUUCAGCCACGAACGGCUACAGCCGGCAUACCACCGAAUACGUUUUUCAAGCAGCAAAACCAUGUGCCACAACAGCAAAAUACUGCACCGAAACCCACAACUGCUGCGCUCAACUUCCUAAAUGAUCUGAAACGCAGUAACAUUGGAAGCUAUGCCAAUAAAGCAAGGGAUGCAACGCAUCCUUAUCAACAUAAAGGAUUUUCCAACAAGUCGAAUAAUACUCGUACACAAUCACUAAAAUUGAAUUCCGAACAAAAACAACAACUUGCGCCUGUUUUUACCACAAAAGUGAGCUGUAAAUUAUAUAUGAUAAACAAAGCUCGGUUUGUCGUACAACCUUCAUGUUUUCACGGAAAACUGAUUGAUGUUUUUAAGAGUAUACCGUCAAAAUAUUAUGAUAAUAACAAACACAUUUGGAGUUUUGGGCUAAAAGAUUAUGAACUCUUGCAAGAACGCGUAUCAGGCAUGUAUCCCGAUGUCGUCAUAGGCACGAUUCCAAAAAGUGUAAUCUCACUUUGCCGCGCACCGGCGGUGGAAACCGAUAGAUCAUGUUUAGCUUCAAUUGAGCCAAAAUUGGCGCAGAAACUAAUGCCAUUUCAACAAGAAGGUGUUUGUUUUGCUAUUGCAAAUCAUGGCCGCCUUAUGAUAUGUGAUGAAAUGGGUCUUGGAAAAACAUAUCAAGCUUUAGCUGUGGCUGACUUUUAUAAAGAAUCCUGGCCAUUAUUAAUUUGCACCACCGCUUCUAUACGUGAAUCUUGGUCAAAGCAUAUAUACGACCUUCUACCACACGUUCCUGUGCAUUACACACAAACACUAAUGAGUAAUCAACAAUAUAUCGGUGAUGCAAAAAUUCUCAUUACCAGCUACAAUAUGAUGGAUAAGCAUGUAGAGAAGCUUUUGCAAUGUAAAUUUGGUUUUAUAAUUUUUGAUGAAUCUCACACUUUGAAAAAUUCAAAAACCAAAUGCGCUAUGGUGGCCGAGCGUUUGACCAAGCAAGCGCGGCAUGUAAUUUUGCUCUCCGGCACACCGGCGCUGUCGAGGCCACUGGAGCUAUUUACACAAAUUCACUUGAUUGACCGCAAAUUUAUGACAUAUAUGGAAUACACCACCCGUUACUGUGAUGGCAAGCAAAGCCACUUUGGCUGGGAUGCCUCAGGGCAAUCGAAUUUAGAGGAAUUAAAUGUGGUGCUAAAACUAAAAUUUAUGAUAAGGCGUACAAAGGAAGUUGUUCUACCACAAUUAGCUGAGAAACAUCGCGAAACAGUUGUCUUAGAUCCCGCGCUCUUAACAAUCAACAACGAUGCAAAACAUAAUCUAGAAGCACUUAGUAAGGAUUUCUCAUCAAGUAAAGGGCGUGAGCGUGAAGAAAUACUGCUUAAGUUUUACUCAACAACGGCAGAAGUUAAAACGCGUGCUGUUUGUGCCUACCUCAAGAAUUUAGUAAAAGAUAAAAUCAAAUUCAUUGUCUUUGCGCACCAUCGUACAAUGUUAGAUGCGAUUACUGAAUGUUUAUACAAAUUAAAUAUUAAUUUUAUACGCAUUGAUGGCAGUACAAAAAAUGAAAUCCGAGCGGAAAAUAUUGAUAAAUUUCAAACCAAAUCCUCGUGCCAAGUAGCUGUGCUCUCCUUGCGCGCUUGUAAUGCUGGCAUCACGCUAACAGCUGCUGAAAUGAUUGUUUUCGCUGAAUUGGAUUGGAAUCCGAGUACCUUAGCACAGGCUGAAAGUCGCGCACAUCGUAUAGGCCAGGAUAAACCAAUUAUUUGUCGUUACCUAAUGGCUGCCAAAACGGCAGACGAUGUUAUAUGGAACAUGCUGAAAAAUAAACAGGAAGUCUUAAAUCGAGCUGGUCUCUUUUGUGAAGAUUUGCAAGAUGCUACACACACUGCGGCGCCUACUGGGUCUCACAGCAUCGAAAAAUACUACUCACCGAUAAAGAAGGAUAUCCAAGCAAUUAAUAAUAAUGAGCGUGUUACCGAAAACUUUGAACCCAAGCACACCUCAAGCGCAUCUAAUGAUGCUGCAAAAAAGUUGGAUUUGAGUAAAGAGUUGGAAAAUAUCGAAGAUGUCUUUAUGGAUGACGAUGAUGAUGACGCUUUCAGGGAUCUGAUGUGUUAAACGUGAUAUAUAUAUAUUGUAUUAUUAUAAAUAAGAGCGGAUUGUAUUCAGAAAUGUUAGUUACGUAAUAAUAGGCAACGCAUGUGUUUUGUGUAAUGUUGUUGGCGGUUUUUCUAUUGAUUAUAGCGCAAAAUGCGUGCCCUAAAUAAAUAUACAAAGUUCGUAGUAUCAAAUAUGUAGAAAUUUCUAUUUAAUAAAAUACUUUCCCUACCGU
Molecule: messenger RNA, 2537 nt
Organism: Ceratitis capitata (Mediterranean fruit fly)
Lineage: Eukaryota; Metazoa; Arthropoda; Insecta; Diptera; Tephritidae
Gene: Marcal1
Product: SWI/SNF-related matrix-associated actin-dependent regulator of chromatin subfamily A-like protein 1
Exons: 10
Coding region: 83-2323 (746 amino acids)
Biological process (GO): DNA repair; replication fork processing
Cellular component (GO): nuclear replication fork
Molecular function (GO): ATP binding; ATP-dependent chromatin remodeler activity
Source: RefSeq, a predicted model, not a curated record